GCUCGCCUGAAUGAAAACACAGGAGCGACGCCACCACCACUGACGCUCUGUUGUGGCGACAAAAUCCCCCGAAACCGUCCUCUGCGGGUUCUCUUCACGGGUGUGAUCGGCGUACAUCAUCGAUCAGCGCACGGUGUGCUGGACGUGACAGGGCAACAUGGACCCAGCAAAAGUGACAGAAUUAAAGGGCUUCGUGAACAUGUGCGAGUCCAGUCCCGAGAUCCUGCACCUUCCAGAGAUGGGCUUCUUCCGGACCUGGCUGCAGGGCAUGGGUGCAACUAUUCCUCCACCACCCAAGAAAAAAGAGUCGUGCCAGGGUGGCUGUCCCUGCGGUCCUCCUCCUACAUCAGCUCCACCUCCCGAACCAGAGCCUCCCGUACUCUCCGAGAGCGAGGAGAGUGAUAUAGAAAUUGACACAGAGGGAGUGAUCGAACCUGACGCCGAUGAACCGCAGGAGAUGGGAGAGUAUGAAAACAUUGAGGUCACAGAGGAGAUGAUGGACCAGGCCAGUGAGAAGAAGAUGGCGGCUAUUGACGCUCUGGGAGAAGGAGAUCUGCAGAAAGCUCUGGAUCUUUUUACUGAAGCCAUCAAGCUGAACCCCUGCGUAGCCAUCAUGUACGCCAAGAGGGCGAGCGUCUUUAUCCAGAUGAAGAAACCCAACGCAGCCAUAAGAGACUGCGACAGAGCCAUCAGCAUCAACCCAGACUCUGCACAGCCGUACAAGUGGAGGGGAAAAGCUCACAGGUACGUUUCCAUUUUACAGCUUUACGCUAAUCUGCACUCUGAGGCGCAAACAGAUGAUUUUAGACGACCUGAACUGAAAUCUUGACUGUGCUGAAGGACC
Molecule: messenger RNA, 844 nt
Organism: Plectropomus leopardus (leopard coralgrouper)
Lineage: Eukaryota; Metazoa; Chordata; Actinopteri; Perciformes; Serranidae
Source: RefSeq, a predicted model, not a curated record